AUGACUUCGUUGAUGAAGAAAGAGAAGAAGUUCGAGUGGACUGAUGAGUGUGAACAUGCCUUCAUGACUUUGAAGGAAAGGUUAACUACGGCCCCUGUUCUUACUUUACUUGACCCAAAGUUGGAUUAUACUGUUUACAGUGACGCAUCGAAGAAAGAAUUGGGUAGUGUAUUGAUGCAGGACCGUAAGCCCGACUUAAACAUGCGACAACGUCGGUGGUUAGAGUUGAUGACAAAUUAUGAUCUGGAGUUCAUAUAUCAUGAGGGACAAGCGAACUUGGUAGCCGAUGCGUUGAGUAGGAAGUCUAAUCCCUCGUUGUCCGCCUUAGAUGGAGUUGAAGAGUUGCAUCGGGAUUUUGCUAGAUUAAAUUUGGAAGUGGAUAAAGACCCGAAACUUUUGAAGUUAAAGGAACAGGCACGGGAAGGAAAAGCGGAGAGAUUCUUUCUUCAGGAAGAUGGAAGCUUGAGGUUCAAUGGUCGUUGGUGUUUGCCGACGAGGGAGAAAUCUUUGAAGGAACGUAUUUUGGACGAAGCACAUUGUACGAAAUUUUCAGUUCAUCCGGGUGGGUGA
Messenger RNA from Amaranthus tricolor (Joseph's coat), 570 nucleotides. RefSeq lists its product as uncharacterized. The transcript is spliced from 3 exons. Bases 1 to 570 code for a protein of 189 amino acids. The record is from RefSeq and is a predicted model, not a curated record. NCBI's taxonomy places the organism in Eukaryota, Viridiplantae, Streptophyta, Magnoliopsida, Caryophyllales, Amaranthaceae.